This is a messenger RNA of Mastomys coucha (southern multimammate mouse), 2222 nucleotides long. It is a transcript of the gene Mob2, whose product is annotated as MOB kinase activator 2. Bases 702 to 1502 code for a protein of 266 amino acids. Gene Ontology annotation, biological process: signal transduction; positive regulation of protein phosphorylation. Gene Ontology annotation, molecular function: protein kinase activator activity. The transcript has 5 exons. Gene Ontology annotation, cellular component: cytoplasm; nucleus. The record is from RefSeq and is a predicted model, not a curated record. Lineage: Eukaryota; Metazoa; Chordata; Mammalia; Rodentia; Muridae.
AGAUGAGGUAGGAAUGACCACUCCCUGGUAUCUGAUUUCUAAGGCUUGAUCGUCUCCCAUAUACAAGGCCUUGGCUACACAAUUUGGGUGCCCAUGAGGUGUUCCAGAUAUUCCUGCUGCCUAUGGCUCAUAGUGGUAGUGAUUCUGACUGGCAGACCUGAGGAACAGCACUGUCCAGAACCAGCGUUGUGUCCUCCAGAUUCUCCGGAAGCCUGUUGACCCUUUUCAAAAAAGUUUGUCUGGCACCCACUUGCAGAGUAGUAGCAGCUAGUGCCCACUCUGCAGGGACCCUAAUGGCCUGUUGAUCCCUGUCUUGAGUGUGCCUGUUAAAGAAGCUCUGCCUGCCUGCGGGUUUCCAGGUUUCCCUCAUCAAGGCUAGUGUAGGUGGCUAGGGAGGGCCUCCAGGUGUGACUUGGAUCUCUCUGACAGGCCCUUCCCACUGCUGGGUUCACCCUAUCUCCUCCCUUUGGCCUUACUGAUUUCACCCUGCCCAGCCAGCUUUUCACUUUGCAAAAGCAGUUCAGACACUCCCCUAUUUCACCAGCCUGGGCGGCCCUUACUGUGUAAAGGGAGCAGCUGUUUGUCUCUUCUAUGGUCCUCAUUGGCCUAGAGCAAGGGCGGAGGGCACUUCCGAGGGAGGGAACCUAGAGCUACAUUGCCUGGACCCCACUUUCCCUCACUAGCUCUGCAAUCUCCACAUCAUGGUUGGAGAACACUGCAGUCUCCCUUCAGAGCGAACUCUGCUCAACCAUCCCCCCAAAACUGGACUUCGGUGUAAAAUGGUGCUUCAGGCCAUCAGCAAAGUGCUCAGGAAGUCUAAAGCUAAGCCAAACGGCAAGAAACCUGCUGCAGAAGAGAAGAAGGUGUACCUGGAGCCAGAGCACACCAAGUCCAGGAUCACUGACUUUGAAUUCAAGGAGCUGGUAGUGCUGCCCCGGGAGAUCGACCUCAACGAGUGGCUGGCCAGCAACACAACAACAUUUUUUCACCACAUCAACCUGCAGUAUAGCACAAUCUCAGAAUUUUGCACAGGAGAGACGUGUCAGACAAUGGCCGUGUGCAACACACAAUACUACUGGUAUGACGAGCGGGGGAAGAAGGUCAAGUGCACCGCCCCCCAGUAUGUUGACUUUGUCAUGAGCUCUGUGCAGAAGCUGGUAACUGAUGAAGAUGUGUUCCCCACAAAAUACGGCAGAGAAUUCCCCAGCUCCUUCGAGUCCUUGGUGAAGAAGAUCUGCAAGUAUCUGUUUCACGUGUUGGGCCACAUCUACUGGGCCCACUUCAAGGAGACCCUGGCCCUUGAGCUGCAUGGACACUUGAACACACUGUACGUGCAUUUCAUCCUCUUUGCCAGAGAGUUCAACCUGCUUGACCCCAAAGAAACCGCUGUCAUGGACGACCUCACUGAGGUGCUGUGCAGCAGCCCGGGUAACAGUGGUGCCACUGGGGAUGGGGCCAGCAGUGGAGCUUCUGGAGCACAGAACCACGUGAAAGAGAGAUGAGUCUCCAGGGCCAGAUGGGUGCACAUGUGCAAAAAGACAACUGUGUGUCUGUGUGUGCGCACACAUGCCCGGGCGUGCUGGUGGCAAGGUCUGAGGGCCCCGGGCUGCUCAGAGUGUGGGCUCCAUGGAUGCCGCUGGAGUCAAGGCGUGUUUCCUGACUUCCCUGUUGGAUGGAUGAGUGCUGUUUGUAGUGAAGAGCCUUUGGAGUCAUUCAUUCAUUCAACAAACAUUUAUUGGACUGAUGUUUUGAUUUUUCUUCUGUGGGGUUUUCCUUUCUUGGGUCUUCCAUGUGGCUCUUGCCCUCCCCUCCCCCCUGGGGGGGGGGGAGCUCUGCAGCUUUGAAAGGAGCACCUAGUGAGAGGUGUCUCCCCUUUAGGAGGCUUGCCCUGCAGAUCUGGAGUUCUGCUGUGCUUUGGGGAUGGGCUUUUACAGAGGCCUGCCCUGCAGCUUUCCUCCCUAGCCCUUGCCUGGAUCUUGGCUCAGAGUCCCUGGGGUAGAGAGGCCUGCCUGGGGUGACCCAGGAGGGCCCACACCUGCUGCUUGCUCCUGUUACCCCUUCUUGCUGCCUCCUCAGUGCCCAAGGAGGCCCCAUUUGUGCAUAGGGGCCAGGGCAGCCCAGAUCCUGGCAGAGCCCCUGUGUGGAGACAGGGCUGUCAGUGAAAGGCAGAAUCUGCUUUAGUUCAUCUGUUCAGACAUAAUAAACAAUUCUCUCAGGUCAGA